Messenger RNA from Scleropages formosus (Asian bonytongue), 1036 nucleotides. RefSeq names its product interleukin 15 (gene il15). The transcript has 6 exons. The coding region runs from base 390 to 926 and encodes 178 amino acids. Gene Ontology annotation, cellular component: extracellular region. The record is from RefSeq and is a predicted model, not a curated record. Gene Ontology annotation, molecular function: cytokine activity; cytokine receptor binding. Gene Ontology annotation, biological process: positive regulation of cytokine production; positive regulation of immune response; positive regulation of tyrosine phosphorylation of STAT protein. Lineage: Eukaryota; Metazoa; Chordata; Actinopteri; Osteoglossiformes; Osteoglossidae.
CAGGAGGUGGGAUUGGAACUCGUGACCUUCGGAUCCAAAGGCAGCGGCUCCUCCGAACACUAAACAUCGGAAUUUCCAUCAUCGUCACCAUCACAUCCGAAACGAAACAUUUUCGCGCAGUGUCGCCACAGAACACGUGGACUCGCCACCAGGGGGCGGAGUGACAGAGGCGCGGCGGAGCGCGCGCGCGCGCCAUUACGCACAGUUUAGUUUUAAUCCAACAUGUAGGUAACGUGGCGGCAUACGCGCGUGUGGGAUCGCGCCGACAGAGCAGGACUGUGUGUGUGUGUGUGUAUGUGUGUCCCCGCAGGGAGAGUGCGGUCGUCCGGAAACUAAGGAAAGCGCGCAGCGCGCGGCUGAGACAUGCUCGAAAGACACACGCAGUUCGGAUGAGCCCCCUCGUGAUCGCGCUUUGCCUCACGGUCAUCGGGAUCUGCGUUCUACUCCAGGACUGCAGGACGAAGAAAAACGUGAGAGGUGUUUGUGUCCUGUGGUGCUUUCACUGCUGCCAAAGCUGUCCAUCAACCUGUGACAUCUGGAUUACCUUCUUCGCUCUCAGUUGCUUAAGCACAUCCAUGCCCCUUGCCGAAGCGAACAAAGUGCAGGAGCUGCUUGAGCUCCAACACUGGAUUCAGGAGCUGGAGCCUCAGCUUCAGGGUUCUGAUGCCACUUUAUAUGCUCCUACCAACCAAGAUGUCACCGAAGACUGUGUCCCUGCGGCAAUGCAGUGUUACCUCCUGGAACUGGAGGUCAUAAUGUUUGAGAAAGACGUCGAAGACAAGGACGAAAAUAUUAAACUGAGGAAAAACAGCAGCUCGCUGCAAAAGAACAGCUGCUUACCAUGCGAGGCGCACCAGGAGGGCAACUCCACAGUAUUCCUGGACAGGUUUAAGCAGUUCCUGCAGCGCGUCUUGUCCGACGCGUGACGUGCGUUUGUGCAAACGGGUGACGCGGCUUCUCAGCUUUCCUGUGUUUGUAUCGUCGUGCUCCGAAAACAAGGUUUAAUGGAACAGCGGGUGGAAUUAAGAUUGGGAAA